Lingula anatina is the source of this 3303-nucleotide messenger RNA. Its product is annotated as caspase-7. The record is from RefSeq and is a predicted model, not a curated record. Lineage: Eukaryota; Metazoa; Brachiopoda; Lingulata; Lingulida; Lingulidae. Gene Ontology annotation, cellular component: cytoplasm. Gene Ontology annotation, biological process: proteolysis; apoptotic process; positive regulation of neuron apoptotic process. Gene Ontology annotation, molecular function: cysteine-type endopeptidase activity.
CGAACUUCCAGUGAUGAGUAAAAUGGAAAUCCACGAUUAUUUUUGUUAGUCACCAAAGCGCUCCGGCUGUUUAUAUUACACUACUGGACUCGAAAACGUCACAGAAGCGUUCAAUUUAGUUCACACAAGGUAUUCAGACAGACUUUAUUUACCUGUACCUACACAUCAUAAAGAUAAGAUCACAGGACAAAAAGCAAUACCAUGGAUGACACAGAGGAUGGACAUGGGGACAUCACUGAUGCACCACUCAGUAGAAGAGGUCUCAGAGUUGCUCCAGAGGCAGGCAGGCCACAGCAAGUUAGUUCCAGUGGAGACCACGAUAUGGAGUAUCCCAUGACUUAUGAAAAUAGGGGCCUUGCCAUCAUUUUCAACAACCGCAACUUUGCGACACAUACAGGUAUGGCAGAGAGACGCGGCACGGACCAGGAUGCAAAUGGGAUUGAGAACAGACUUCGCGCACUGGGAUUUGACGUGUAUCGCUUUGACAAUGUGACUUGUUCCAGGAUGUCAAUGACUAUGGCCGAUGUUGGACGCAGAAAUCACUCCCAAAAUGACUGUGUGGCUUUGGUAAUUUUGUCACAUGGUGAGGAGGGAAAAGUGUAUGGCACAGAUGGCAUUAUAGAGGUGGACCAGCUACUUGCCCCUCUCAAGGGUGACAGAUGCUUGACUUUAGCAGGGAAACCAAAGCUCAUUUUCAUUCAGGCUUGUCGAGGCACUAAACUGGACGGAGGUGUAGAGGUCGCUGAUGCAGAAAUGUGGGAAGACGAACCAGACGGUAGGACCCAUGUGCACAGAAUUCCUGCCGAGGCAGACUUCCUCAUUGCUUACUCUGUGGUGCCAGGCUUCUUUUCCUGGCGUAACUCCAUGAACGGAUCUUGGUUCAUGCAGGCACUCAUUCAGGUCCUGGGAGACUACGGCCAACAGUUGGACAUCCUAAGCUUGAUGACCAUUGUUAACAGGAAAGUGGCAUACGAGUUUGAGUCCAAUGCAGCCUCCAAGGCAAUGAGCAAAAAGAAACAGGUUCCAUGUAUAACCUCCAUGUUGACCAAGCUGGUAUAUUUUAGGCCAAAACACUAAGAGCACCCAGGCCCUUGGUAAAUGCCCAGGAUGGGAUAUUAACAGGACAGUAUUUCAACAUCUUUUAAUCAUUUUCAGGGUGCACAAUUGGCUUGGAAAAUUGGAAAGUUAUUUUGGGUUGGAAGAAAAAUCAGGAUUUCAACAUUAUUAUUAUUAUUAAACCUUCAAAAAAUUUCAGUUGGUGAAAGAUACAGGUGAUGACUCUUCUUUAAAAAAUGUCAUGACAGUAUGAUAAACUUUUAAAGAAUAACCUUAUAAAAUGAUCUCAUAUGCUCUCGGAGAGUAUUCAAUAUUAAACAAUCAGUGAUAAGGCAGGGUGGUCCCAUCACAACCUUAUAUGCAAGUACAGUGGAUAAGAUUUAGAAGCUCAUUUAUGGUCUUAAUAUUAUCAGUAAUCAUUUCCACAUUGUUCAUGUGUUGUGAUAAUCAAUGCAAUGGAAGAUUUUUGUCAGAUUCAAAGAGGCAAGACUGUUUCAGUCACAUUCAUAUGAGAAAGGAAAGUAAUAGAUCUGCUUAAGUUUUUGCCAUUCAGUAGAAAGAUUUACCCCACAGUGUAUUGAUUCUUUUAUUUUGUUUCUCUUUGUGCAAUUAUUUUUGGUGAUAUAAUACUGUACUUUGUCACAAUGAAUUUACUUUUUCCUAGCAAUAGCAGACCCAGGGGUGGGUCCACAGUGAGCAUGCACCCCCUUCUCAUCCAUGAAAACAAAAAAAAAAAAAAACAAUAUUUAAAUGUUAAAAUAGUUUCAUUUUACCAUCAAAAACAGUAUUACAAGUGAAAAGAAGCAUGGUCAAGCACUCUUUAUCCCUGUGCUCUGCAUAUUUUAGUUAAAUUGUCCUCUUCAACUUCUGUAUACUUGCCAAGCACAGCAUCCCCCCCCCUACCCCCCACCCACAACUCCCACCCCUGUAGCAAAAUCUUGGAUGUGGCUUGUAAGGUUAUUCCAUAUGUACCACUUUGGUUAAGGUGCUCAAGGUGAAGGGGUGAUCCAACAUUUUAUACAUCUCAAAUCUACUCUUGUCAGUAACUUGUUUAUAGUUUAUUUUUACAGUAACCAGGCUAAAAAAAAACAUUCCUUUAUUUCUUUGGUGUCACAAUUAAAAAUCAACAGAUCCACAAGUUUUACAGGGACUUUAAGGUACAGAAUGUAUUUUAAAAAGAAAUUGUUUCAUAUACCAGUAGAUUUGUGUUUCAGCUUAGGUGUGUCUACUUAUUGUUAUUGUUUCAUAAUGUUAUUGUGUAGAGUAACUGGCAAAAUGUACAAUAUUGAAUUUCAUAAUACCAGUACAUUAUAAAGUUAACAACCUCUUUUUCAAACCAGGAGACACAUCAAAAUUAGCAGUGUACCAUUUUUUUAUGUUUUAUGGAUGAGUGAGACCAGGGAUAGUAUAAUGACUUAAGAGAUCCUUUGCUUUGUGUUACACCUUUUAACGAAAAGCUAUUCCACAAUCCUUAAGAGUCAGUGCAUUAUAUAAUUAGUCACUGUAAUUAUAAUUUCUAUACUGUGUAGACUUCUGCCAGAGUGCAUAUGAUUUGACUGUAGUCUUUUGAUGAGUCCACACUAUUUUAUGUACAGUAUUUGUCUUCAAGUUUGUUUAAAAAUGGGUCACUAUAAAAAUUUUUGUGAUACCAUCCAGAAACUACUGGGGUAGUACGUGUGUAUCAUACAGGGCAAAGCUUCGACUUCAUGUCAUCUUUGUGAUGUGAUUUCAUUUGAUUACAAAAGUGUUAUAUUAAAUGCAAUGCCUUUAUAAGGAUAAACACACCAAGGGAAAAACAUUUUAAUUUGUUUUACAGUUGAUUUAGAUGUGAGACAUUUUUAAUAGUGAUUGUCUUAGCCUCGGGUCCAAUGCUUGCUGGCAAAAUAUUCAUUUUUUAAUCUCCGUGUAUAAGUGCUUUAUUACUGACAAGCAGGUGUGGAUGGAGAGUUUGAAGAUGAUGAAGCUGCCCCAGGUUUGCUUGGAAAACUUGGGGCUACUGUAGUAGGUUACUGCAACAAGUGUUCCAUUUGGCGGAAUAAAUAGUUCAAUGUAUGUGUAGUUCUACAAUAGGUUAUAAGUGUUAGUGAAAAAUGAUUACUACCUGUGUCUUCAUGAAUGAUAUGUACGUGCAAAGGUUACUGUAAAUCUUCAUGUAUGUAACAUCAUGAUUCAAGCAUAGAUUAGCCUUUUAAAAAAUGUGAUUCCACACGUGAAAAUGUAUCAAAUAAAUCAGAAUCAAAUGAAUCA